GCGGGGCCGUGGCGGUCGGCUGCGCGCUGCUCCUCGCCCUGAAGUUCACCUGCAGUCGAGCAAAAGAUGUGAUAAUACCAGCAAAGCCGCCUGUCAACUUUUUCUCUUCGAGGUCACCAGUCCUUGACCUCUUCCAGGGGCAGCUAGACUAUGCAGAGCACGUUCGUCGGGACUCAGAGGUGGUACUGCUAUUCUUCUAUGCCCCGUGGUGUGGACAGUCUAUUGCUGCCAGGGCAGAAAUUGAGCAAGCAGCAAGUCACCUUUCAGACCAGGUGUUGUUUGUGGCGAUUAACUGUUGGUGGAACCAGGGAAAAUGCAGAAAACAGAAACACUUCUUUUAUUUUCCUGUAAUAUAUUUGUAUCAUCGGAGUUUUGGACCAAUUGAAUACAAAGGCCCUAUGAGUGCUGUUUACAUUGAGAAGUUUGUACGCCGGGUGAUGAAACCACUUCUCUACAUCCCAUCUCAGUUCGAAUUACUAGAUUUUCUCUCAAACUAUGAGCCUGGAGUACUUGGGUAUUUUGAGUUCAGUGGCUCCCCCCAGCCUCCUGGUUAUAUGACCUUCUUCACCUCAGCAUUACAUUCCUUAAAAAAAGAUUACCUAGGAACAGUACGAUUUGGGGUUAUCACAAAUAAACAUCUUGCGAAACUGGUAUCCUUAGUACACUCUGGAAGUGUGUAUUUACAUAGACAUUUCAACACAUCACUUGUCUUUCCCAGGGAGGCCGUGAACUACACAGCCGAGAACAUCUAUACGUGGGCCUUGGACAACCGGGAGACACUCUUGCGAUGGCUGCGACCACACGGAGGCAAGAGUCUCCUGUUGAAUAACGAACUGAAGAAAGGACCAGCACUUUUUUUGUUCAUACCUUUUAAUCCCUUAGCUGAAAGUCAUCCUUUAAUAGAUGAGAUCACCGAAGUGGCCUUGGAGUAUAACAACUGUCACAGGGACCAGGUGGUGGAGCGCCUCCUUCAGCACCUGCGACGGGUGGAUGCACCAGUGCCAGAAUCUCUGGCACUGGGACUGCCAGCACAGCUGCCAGACCCGCCGCUGAUAACAGCAUCCCCCUGCUGCAACACUGUGAUGCUGCCCCAGUGGCACUCCUUCUCCAGAACACACAUCUGCGAGUUGUGUGUCAACCAGACUGCCGGGGGCAUCAGGCCGAGCUCAGUCAGCAUGCCACAGUGCAACUUUUUUGAGAUGGCAGCAGCUCUGGAUUCUUUCUACCUCAAGGAGCAGACCUUCUAUCAUGUGACAUCAGACAGUAUAGAAUGCAGCAAUUUUUUAACUUCCUAUAGCCCUUUCAGCUACUAUACUGCAUGUUGCAGGACCAUAAGCCAGGGCAUGGCGGGCUUCAUUGAUUCGGAGCGAGAUGGCUUGGAAGCGCCGACCAUUGCGUUUUCUUCCCUUGAGAAGAGAUGUGAGGUUGAUGCCCCGAGCUCUGUUCCUCACAUUGAGGAGACCAGGUAUCUCUUUCCAGAAGUGGACAUGACUAGUACAAACUUCACAGGCCUGAGCUGCAGAACCAACAAGACCCUGAACAUCUACCUUUUGGAUUCAAAUUUAUUUUGGUUAUAUGCAGAGAGACUGGGUGCUUCGAGCUCCACUGAGGUGAAAGAAUUUGCUGCCAUUGUUGAUGUCAAAGAAGAGUCUCACUAUAUCUUGGAUCCAAAACAAGCUCUUAUGAAGUUCACCCUAGAGUCUUUUAUUCAAAACUUCAGCGUUCUCUACAGUCCCUUGAAAAGGCAUCUCAUUGGAAGUGACUCUACCCACUUACCUUCUUGGCAUUUAAUCACUGAAGUGACAACUGAUACCUUUUGGGAAGUAGUCCUUCAGAAACAGGAUGUUCUGCUGCUUUAUUAUGCACCAUGGUGCGGCUUCUGUCCAUCCCUCAAUCACGUCUUUAUCCAGCUUGCUCGUCUGCUGCCAGUGGAUACAUUCGUUGUGGCCAGGAUUGAUGUGUCUCAGAAUGAUCUUCCAUGGGAAUUUAUGGUUGACCGUCUUCCUACUGUCUUGUUUUUUCCCUGCAACAGAAAAGACCUAAGUGUGAAGUACCCAGAAGACCUUCCCAUCACCCUUCCAAGCCUGCUGAGGUUCAUUUUGCAUCACUCAGGCCCUGCCUCCGCCCCCCCGAGCACGGCUGGUAUGCCCACCAAGGCAUGUCUCCAGAGCGAGGCAGCCUGGCAGCAGGGGCACAUCUCCCACCUGGAGCGAGAGAUCCAGAAGCUGAGGGCAGAGAUCAGCAGCCUGCAGCGGGCACAGGUCCAGGUGGAGGCCCGGCUCUCCAGCGCCCGCAGAGAUGAGCACCGGCUGCGGCGGCAGCAGCAGGCCCUGGAGCAGCAGCAUGGCCUGCUGAGGCGGCACAGCGAGCAGCUGCAGGCCCGCUAUGCUCAGAAGACGCGUGAGCUCGAAGGGCUGGCGCGCAGGCUGCAGGAGCUGGCUGACGCCUCGGAGAGCCUGCUCAGUGAGAACACGUGGCUCCGGCUCCUGGUGGCCACCAUGGAGAGGAGGCUGGAGGGCAGGCCCGGGGCAGAGGACCAGGUGCCCGUGGGGCCGGUGCAUGCUGAGCACUCGGAGCCCUCUGGCACGCCCCGCCUGUCUGGCAGCGCCCCUCCACCUCCCAACGGCAGUGCCACAUUGGCAUCCAAGAGGAGUGAUGAGAACAGGACAGAUUAGCUUUUACAAUGACAUGAAGAGAUUAGAGGGGAAACUGUACAUUGGGAAUAUAUUUAUGCAAAUUUAUUGAAAUUUAUUGUAAAUAAAGAUUUUCUCAGUGGUCUAGAAAAUCA
This is a messenger RNA of Carlito syrichta (Philippine tarsier), 2788 nucleotides long. RefSeq names its product thioredoxin domain containing 11 (gene TXNDC11). The transcript has 12 exons. The coding region runs from base 399 to 2675 and encodes 758 amino acids. The record is from RefSeq and is a predicted model, not a curated record. Lineage: Eukaryota; Metazoa; Chordata; Mammalia; Primates; Tarsiidae.